Molecule: messenger RNA, 612 nt
Organism: Candidozyma auris
Lineage: Eukaryota; Fungi; Ascomycota; Pichiomycetes; Serinales; Metschnikowiaceae
Exons: 2
Coding region: 1-612 (203 amino acids)
Source: RefSeq, a predicted model, not a curated record
AUGCCCACAAUUAAAUCAACACCACAACUUGUAGCCUUGGCUGCUCUUAUCGGCAUCUUGUAUGGCUUCGAACAGCAAACCCUUUUGGCAUCUUGUCAUUUCUUCGAUGAUGCUCUUCCCUGGCAACAGGCUCUUGUCUAUUGCGGCGUCCCUGUUGGUUCCAUCGUGGGUUGCAUUUUGGCGGCGAAGGUCGCUGAAUGCUUGGCAGUGGCGACGAUGCCGUUGUUCUUGUUGUUUUGGAUAGCAGGAGCGUUGAUGUCCCUCAAAUUCGGCAAUAUCUAUUUACUUAUGGUGGCAAGGUUGCUCAUUGGGCUCAGUACGGGGCCUGUGGCGGCCUUCUGCUUGCUAUACGUGUCCCAGAUUGCCAAACAUAAAGGUUUCGUGUUGCAGGCUGCUUACGCUCUGAGUCUCUUAGGAAACCUACUCGUCCUUGAGAUCAGCCGCUUCUUAUCUAGUCAGUACUCUUCAGGAACCAUUGCAGACAUCUUUUAUGUGGUACAAGUGGGGUGCUGCGCGGUGGUGGCUCUCGUGGUGAUAUUCGUUCCUAACUACCUCCGUGGCUCCAGUGGAGAGGACGGCUUGAGGAAGCAAACGAAAAUCGACACCAGCUAG